Molecule: messenger RNA, 1197 nt
Organism: Effrenium voratum
Lineage: Eukaryota; Dinophyceae; Suessiales; Symbiodiniaceae
Source: the annotation of a GenBank genome assembly
AUGAACAAGCCGGUCAAGCAGCAUCUGAUCGACCCGGAAAUCUGCAUCCGUUGCUACACAUGCGAGAUGACGUGCCCGAUCGGCGCCAUCACCCAUGACGACAACAAUGUCGUGGUCGAUGCCGCCCGGUGCAAUUUCUGCAUGGACUGCAUUCCGGUGUGUCCGACCGGGUCGAUCGACGAGUGGCGGAUCGUCAACGAGCCCUAUUCGCUGGACGAGCAGUUCGGCUGGUCCGAGCUGCCGCCCCAGGAGGAGAUCGCGGCCGACGGCGAUGGCGCCGACACCUCGAUCGAAGCGUUCGACGAUGCCAUCGCCGCGCUCCUGGCCGAGGCGCACAGCGGCGCGGGCGGCAAGGCCAGGGCGCCGGCGAGCGCGGCCAAGCCUUCCAUCAACCUCUACAACUUCGCCAAGCCGGCCGAGGCGACCGUGACCGGCAAUUUCCGGCUGACCAGCGAAGAUGGCGACAGUGACGUGCGCCACAUCAUUCUCGAUUUUGGCGCCACGCCAUUUCCCGUUCUGGAGGGCCAGUCGAUCGGCAUCAUCCCGCCGGGGACCGACGAGAAGGGCGAGGCGCACCUGCCGCGGCUUUACUCGGUAUCGAGCCCGCGCGACGGCGAGCGACCGAACUACAACAAUGUGUCGCUGACGGUGAAGCGGGAACCCAACGGCGUCUGUUCCAAUCAUGUCUGCGACCUCAAGCCGGGCGACAUUGUCAAGGUGACCGGGCCCUUCGGCUCGACCUUCCUUUUGCCGUCCGAUUCCGACGCGCAUCUGAUGAUGAUCUGCACGGGCACCGGCUCGGCGCCCUUUCGCGCCUUCACCAUGCGCCGGCAGCGCGAAAAUCCGCGUCUCAAAGACACGAUGUCGCUCUAUUUCGGCGCGCGCACGCCCGAAGACCUUCCCUAUUUCGGGCCCCUCAAAAAGGUGCCCGAGAGCUUCAUGAAGAAGGUCUUCGCCUUUUCGCGCCAGCCCGAAAGCCCCAAAAACUAUGUGCAGGACAAGCUGCGCGAGAACGCGGACGAUGUCGCCGCGCUGAUGCGCAAUCCCGACGGCUACAUCUACAUUUGCGGGCUCAAGGCGAUGGAGCAUGGCGUCGAGGAGGCCCUGUCCGACAUCGCCCGAAGUGCCGGGCUCGUCUGGACCGAGGUGCGCGACACCAUGCGCGACGAUGGCCGCUAUCAUGUCGAGACCUAUUAG